This is a messenger RNA of Chroicocephalus ridibundus (black-headed gull), 2819 nucleotides long. It is a transcript of the gene IL12RB1, whose product is annotated as interleukin 12 receptor subunit beta 1. The record is from RefSeq and is a predicted model, not a curated record. Bases 180 to 2459 code for a protein of 759 amino acids. The transcript has 15 exons. Gene Ontology annotation, molecular function: protein binding. NCBI's taxonomy places the organism in Eukaryota, Metazoa, Chordata, Aves, Charadriiformes, Laridae.
AAAAAAGGGUCAAAAACCCCAAAAACCCCAAGAGAUCUCUUUUGCUUACCUUGCACUUCUCGCCGGGCCGGGGCACGCGCUGCAGCUGGGGCAGGUUUUGGCCAAGUCCCGGCAGGCACGCCGGCAGAAAAGGGGGAUAUUUUCAUUGCUUUCUCUUUCAUUUUUGGUAAAAGUGAGGCAUGCAAUCACGCCUCGCGCUCUGCCCUGCCUGGGACCAGCCGCCCUUCGGCGAGCUUUUAGCAGAAGAGGAAACGCCAGGCACGGGGAGCUGUGCCGAGCGCCGGGGCUGCCGCCGAGCUGGGGGGGGGCACCCACUGGGUGCUGGGGGACGGGGCAUCCGGGAAGGGCAGCGGAGCCCUGGAUGCGGCGUGGGACCCCCCGGGUGGCCGAUGCUGGGGUGGCUGCUGGCGGCGCUGGCGUGGGGCGGCACCGCCGCGGCCCCCGGCUUCUCCUGCUGGAAGCAAUGCGGCUCCCGCAGCUUCAGCUGCUCCUGGCCCCCCCACGGCCCCGACGGCAACACCACCUACCUCCUGACGCUCUGCUACGCGAGCCGCACGCAGUGCCAGCAGUUCAAGGCGGGCACGGGGACGACGUACACCCUGAACUAUCGCCACGUCUACGUCCUCAGCAACGCCACGGCCUGGGUGGAGGCGCGCUGGGGGGCCCACGUCCACAGGACCCCCAACCUCACGCUGUACCUCGACAAGGCCGUCAAGCUGCAUCCGCCCCCCACCGGGAUGCCCUUCACCAAGACCGGUGGCCAGCUGCACCUGCGGGUGCCGCGGCCGCCGUGCCACGACUGGGGCCAGCCGCCGCAGCGGGAGGCUCGCUUCCGGAGGAAGGGUGAUCGCGGCUGGACGCAGGUGACGUGUGAGUCGGUGACGGACGAGAACGACUCAGUGACCUGCGCCCUGGGGAGGGACGGCAGCUUCGAGGUCCAGCUCCGGCACAAGCUCCCUCACUGGAGCAGCUACUGGAGCGACUGGAGCAGCUCUAUCUUCGUUCCUGAGGAAAUCCUGGAAAGCCCGGAGCUGAGCUACCAGCUGGGAAAACUGGGGAGAGAUGGGCAGCGGGUGCUGAGGCUGGGCUGGCAGCGAGCCCCCGAGGAGCAAGGCAAUGUCAGCUACACCCUGUGCGCCCGCAUGCUGGCGUGCCGCUGCGCCCAGCCGGCCGAGGAGGACACGGUGGAGCUGGGGAUGGAGGUGACAGCGCACAACCUCACCCUCUCCGGGGCCGAGUACGAAAUCCUGCUGACAGCGGCCAACGCCGCGGGGCCGGGGCCGGUGCGGGAGCUCCGUGUGCCGGCAGAGCAGCGCUCAGAUCUCAGAUUCAAGGACGUCAGCGUGGCCGGCAGCACCGUGACGGCGCGGUGGGAAGCACGGAGCCCUGGCGUCGCCUACUGCUUCGAGCAGCAGCCGCUGCUGCCGGGAGCCUCAAAACAGGGCAUUUGCACCCAACGGGAUUUCCCUGCCAAGAGCAUCCAUGUGGAGAAAGGAGCACUGGACACGCCGGCGUGUUACCGCCUGGCCGUGCACGGCUGGGCCCCGGCGCGGGGCUGGUCCACCUUCGCCUUGCAGCACCACUACUCCAGCAACGCCUCGCUGGCCCGGCCCAUCCACAUCAACGCCAGCGAUGCCACCAUCGUCCUCCAGUGGAGCCCGUCCCCCCGUGCCGCCUGUCCCGGGGCGCUGGCCAAGUACCUCAUCUGCCACGUGGCCAAGGGGGACAACGUGACGUAUGCUGAAGCAGAUGCCGCGGCAUCGCACUUCGCCCUCCAAAACCUCCGUCCCGGCACAACCUACAAGGUGGGCGUUUGGGAGGUGACAGCGGAGAGCGGAAGGACCUGCAGCACUUCACGGGACUUCCAUACCAAGGCGCUGGGAGCGGUGUGGAAAUCCAACCUGACGUACCUGGGCAUCUUGCUUGCUCUCCCUGCCGUGGCCACCAUCUACCAGCUGAGCAAAAAGAGGGCUCGCCGCCUCCUCUUCCCACCCCUGCCCCAGCCCGUGGGCACCAAAGCCAUCCAGUUCUCCACCGGCGACGUGAACCAGGGCCAGCCCCGGCCAGGUUUCGUGGAGCCCUCAGAGAGGUUCAGCUCAGCCGACCUGCUGAUAAUGGAGCUGGAUCCCGGGAAGCGGAUGGCCGACGCCAGCACACGGCCCGGCACGCCACAGCCCGUCCCCGUGGCUGAAGAGCCGGUGGUGGUGUGCCCGUCGGGCUGCGAGAAGGAGCUGCCGUUCACCUACCGGAGGCAGGAGGUGCUGAGCCCGGUGGGAUUUCCACUGCCCAGCAGUACUGGCGAGGAGGAGGAGGAUGAGGAGGAAGAGGAGGAGGAAGAGGAGGGAAGGUGGGGGCAGCGCCAGCCGCUGGUCCCCAUUGCCCUGCUCAUCUCUGACAAACCCGUCAUCAUCAGGGACGAGGAAGGAUGGGACCCAUCGCCGGAGAAGUCGGUGCCAUAACCUUCUCCAGGCUGGGGCAGCGGGGAGGGACAGCAGGAGGGGGAUGAAGGAGGGGAUCCCUCGGGAUGCUGAGCACCCAGGCGGGAUGCUGAGCACCCGCCUCUUGGGCUCACGGUCGCACCAGCGCUUCCAGGGGGUUUUCUGGUUUCCAGGAUAUGGAAGGCAGUGCCUCCAGAUGCUGGGGCCAGGACCUGGCCACCCACUUCCCAGCCUCAGGAUGCUCAUUCCCUUUCAUUGGCGAUGGAUAAGGAGGGAAGGCAGCUGCAGAGCCCGGCCGGGGCUGAGGGUGGGACGGGGAGCAGAGGCAGAGCUUCACCUCGGCUGCCUCCUGCCCUCCCGCCGCAGCCAGCAUCGCCCCGG